AUGUCUUCACCCUCAACUUCAUCAUCUUCUUCAUCCCAAGACGGAAACCACAGUGCCAAUGCAGCUGGCCCUAGCAAUGUACAAAGAAGUGGUGAUUUUGAAGGCCCAUCCUCAUCCAGACGACGUGCCGUAAACGAGGUCUGGCCUGAGCCUUUUGUGGAAGCCCUCGCUACCCAAGUUGCCAUUGAUGCCUCUCGCUCCAUGGGAAGGCUUGCUGCAGCUCCUGCUCUUGCCAAUGUGUUUCAGAUUUGUUCAACGUGGCGCGCCGUCUCCCGCUCGGACCUCCUCUGGCAUCGACUCACGCGCCUUGUUUGGGGCAGGACCCGCCUCCUCCAGGACACGUGGCGCGACGAGUACGUCUACUGGCAUCGGACGGCUAGGAACUUCCAGACCCGUAGAUCGGUCCACACAAUACUCUACUUCGACCCGUCCGACGUGGAAGAUUCCAACGGCUUCACCUGCCGCUGCCUCACGCUCUCCGACGCCCACCUCGCCUGCAUCGUCAUACCCGGCUCCAAACUCGUCUUCGCCACGCUGGACGGCGACAUCCACGUGGCGACCAUCGGGAACCCCCAGAUCACAAACCGGGUCCACCUGGGAGAGGUGGUCAACGACGGAGCCCUGGUCGACUUCACCGGCUGCGAGAGGUGGUGGGUCGGCCUCUACGCGGGCGUACCGGGUCGGGCCUUCCACAUAUGGGACGGCGUGACGGGACAGUUGACUUUCGUGGGCGGUACGUUGACCGAUCCGGAGGCGGUGAUGGGGUGGCACAUGCUGACCGAGAUGACCGGGUUCGUGGGCCGAGUCCGAGUCACGAGUCGCGAAUCGGCCGUGGCGUGCACUAGCUCGCGCGUGAUGGUCUUCGAUCUGACGAACCAGGGGGUCGUGUUGGGUGAUGAAGAGUACAGGAACGGGAGGGAGAUAAUUGUGACCUCGGUUGACGUCAGCAGCGCGGCGUACGUUAUCGCGGAGAGGAGGAGGGGGUUGGCUAGGUUGGCUAGGUUGGCUAGGGUGCGUCUGGUGGACACGAUGGAGGAGGUGUGCAGGUUUAACGUGAGGGGGGCGGCGGAGAUAGGGGCGAUGGGGUGCAUGAACGAAGGGUACGCGCUAAUGUGUACCGAUGGCGUGGUGAGUGUGUGGGAGGUGGAGAGGGGCACAUAUCUGUACAGGUUCAGGGAGAGGAUCGGGGACGUCAAUGCGAUGGUGUGCGACGAACGACAUGUCGCAGCGUGCUCGAGUGAUACGACACUGCACCUAUGGGACUUUGGGGCUGCGGAUUAA
Prunus mume (Japanese apricot) is the source of this 1281-nucleotide messenger RNA. The record is from RefSeq and is a predicted model, not a curated record. Lineage: Eukaryota; Viridiplantae; Streptophyta; Magnoliopsida; Rosales; Rosaceae.